CUGAUUGGCCCGCGUCUGUCACAUGACCGCGGAAGAAGAGGACUCGGCCGCUGAAAGAAGGGAUCCCUUGCAGCCGUCAGGAUGCAGAGCACCACCAACUACCUGUGGCUCAUCUCAGACCUGCUGGGUCAGGGAGCGACAGCCAACGUUUACCGCGGCAGACACAAGAAAACUGGGGACCUGUACGCCGUCAAAGUGUUUAACAACCUGAGCUUUUUGAGGCCGCUGGACGUCCAGAUGAGAGAGUUCGAGGUUCUGAAGAAACUCAACCACAAGAACAUCGUCAAACUCUUCGCGGUGGAGGAAGAGUCCAACACCCGUCACAAGGUCCUGGUGAUGGAGUAUUGUCCCUGCGGAAGUCUCUACACGGUGUUAGAGGAGUCGUCCAACGCUUACGGGCUUCCUGAGGACGAGUUCCUCAUAGUUCUGCACGACGUGGUGGCAGGUAUGAACCACCUGAGAGAGUACGGUAUCGUUCACCGGGACAUCAAACCAGGAAACAUCAUGCGUGUGAUCGGAGAGGACGGACGGUCCGUCUACAAACUGACAGACUUUGGAGCAGCCAGAGAGCUGGAGGACGACGAGCAGUUUGUGUCUCUGUACGGCACCGAGGAAUACCUGCACCCCGACAUGUACGAGCGGGCUGUGCUGAGAAAAGACCACCAGAAGAAAUAUGGAGCCACGGUGGAUCUGUGGAGCAUCGGAGUCACGUUUUACCACGCCGCCACCGGCAGCCUCCCGUUCAGACCGUUUGAAGGACCACGCAGGAACAAGGAAGUCAUGUAUAAAAUCAUCACAGAGAAACCGUCUGGGACGAUCUCCGGGCUUCAGAAGUGUGAGAACGGGAAGAUCGAGUGGAGCACAGAGAUGCCGGUGUCCUGCAGUCUGUCCAAGGGUCUGCAGAGCCUCCUGACUCCGGUGCUCGCCAAAAUCCUGGAGGCCGAUCAGGAGAAGUGUUGGGGCUUCGACCAGUUCUUCGCUGAGACCAACGACAUCCUGCACCGGACCGUGGUCUACGUGUUCAGUCUGCAGCAGGCAACGCUGCACCACAUUUACAUCCACGAAUACAACACGGCGGCGCUGUUCCAGGAGCUGUUGACCCGCAGGACCAGCAUCCCGCUGCACAACCAGGAGCUGCUGUACGAGGGCCGCCGCCUCGUCCUGGACCCCAACCGCCAGACGCAGUCCUUGCCCAAAACCUCCAGAGACAACCCGAUCAUGCUCGUCAGCCGCGAGUCCGUCGCCACUGUGGGACUAAUCUUCGAAGACCCUAGUCCUCCUAAAGUUCAGCCUCGCUACGAUCUGGAUCUGGACGCCAGCUACGCAAAGACUUUUGCAGGUGAUGUUGGACAUUUAUGGAAAACUUCAGAGUCUCUGCUGGUCUAUCAGGAACUAGUACGGAAAGGAGUUCGUGGUUUAAUCGAGCUGAUGAAGGAGGACUACAGUGAGAUUCAACACAAGAAGUCGGAGGUUUUCCAUCUUUGUAGUUACUGCACACAGAUCCUGGAGAAGACUGAACAGCUGUUUGAGGUGCUGAUGCGGGCCAACGUGAUGUCAUCAGAAUACGACGAGAUCGCAGACAUGCACAAGAAAGUUCUCAGAAUCUCCAGCUCUUUGGAGCCCAUUGAACGAACAACACAAGACAUCAAGAGUAAAUUUCUCCCAGGAGGCCUGCUGACUGACCUCUGGACACAACAAGUGGGGACACACCCCGAGGACAGGAAUGUGGAGAAAAUCAAAGUGCUGCUGGACGCCAUCACGGCCAUCUACCAACAGUUCAAGAAGGACAAGGCAGAAAGACGUCUGCCGUACAACGAAGAACAGAUCCAUAAAUUUGACAAACAGAAGUUGGUCCUUCACGCCGGUAAAGCCAGAUCGCUGUUCACCGAGGAGUGUGCCAUGAAGUAUCGUCUCUUCAUCUCUAAGAGUGAAGAGUGGAUGAGGAAGGUUCAUCACGUGAAGAAGCAGCUUCUCGGUCUGUCCGGUCAGCUGAUCAGCACCGAGAAGGAGGUGACCAUGCUGAUGGAGAGAGCCAUCAAGCUUCAGGAACAGCUGCCUCAGAAAGUUCUUCCUCUGGUGUCCAGUGGGAUGAAGCCUCAGUCAGCCUACCUGAGUCAGAACACGCUGGUGGAGAUGACACUCGGGAUGAAGAAGCUGAAGGAAGAGAUGGAGGGAGUGGUCAAAGAGCUGGCAGAGAACAACCACUUCUUAGAGAGGUUCGGGACUUUGACGCUGGACGGAGGUCUGAGAGGCUGAGAGACACAAUUGUUGUAAAUAUUCAGUGUGUUUAUCUUGUAAAUAACUUGAGACUGUAAGACGAAGCUUUUUGUAUGAAGGCGCUGUUACUCUCCUGCAGACUCGCUCGGCCUCAAAUGCUUUGUUUACCUGAUGGUCAGUCAACAAACUCAGAACUAUUUCAUUAACUCUUAACUUACCCUUGAAAACACAGCAAUCACUUAAUUAGCCAAUAAAAUACUGUAGAUUCUAUUGGACACUUAACUGUCCCCUUAAUUUAAACAUUAAUGUGGAAUAUUUGACAAAUCCAAUAAUGAUAAAAUCAAGGUGCUAUUUAGGGUUAAGGGAUUCUGUGUUAAUGAUUUAUAUUUUAAGAGAUUCUUAUUGAUUUAAAGCAAUAUAUACAUUAAUGUCUUUUCUUUGGGCAUAAAAAAACCCCUUAAAUUUUAAAAAUCGACAUUACAGGUCCCCCUUUGUUUAUACCUAAAUCGCUAAUUCAUUUUUACAUUUAAACAUGGAAUUAAUACUGAAUAAGAAUCUCUUAAAAUUUAACAAUUAACUUGUAGUUAAAAGUCUAGCGUACACCUUAAAUCUUAAAACCUUACAUUCAUCAUUCAUGGAUUUGACAAAUACUAAAAAGUUGAUGUGUACAUUAGAAUCUACUUCAUUUAGUUAAUUAAGGUCUUGAAACUAAAGUGUUAAAGGAUUUUCCUUUGUUAAAUUAAUGGACAAAUUAAGGACUUCGGGCUAACAGAAUAUGUUGAUUCAGAUUAAAGGUGUAAAUUAAGGAUUAUUAUGUCAUGGUGACUGUAAUAAAUACAGGUUUUAUGCAUGUUUGAGUUUUACUACAAAGUGUCUUUGGAGUAAAAACUCCUUAAAAUGAACACUGUAAAGUUAUAGGCACCCUUAAAAUGGACCAAAUAAUAUUUUGAACUGAAUUUUAAAUUCAAAUUCAUAAUUUAAAUAUCAAGAAUUAAGGGGUUUCAGUCCCUUAAAAGGGCCUUCAACUGUGCAGAUAAUCCUUUAAAAAUACAUUAAUCAUCUCCUCCCUUAACUAUUAAUGGGUAAGAAUUUUACGGGACUAAGUUGAAAAAUGCUGAUUAUAUUAGAUGUUUAUUUAUUGUUCUAAAAGGGCGAUCAAUAAUCAUUAUGAGUUUAUUAGCUUGUCACAUUUUCUCUCCAGACAAGAAGUUGCUGGUCGAUCAUUUGUAACUUGCAGAAAUACCUCCUGCCCGUUCACCUCAGAUCAUCUUCACCUUUUACUCGUUAGAAGAUGUUCAUGUUCGGUUUUGUUAAUGUUUUGUUUUGUCAACAUUGAAAAUGCUCAAUGACAUGUAAAUAAAUAAAUAUAAAAAAA
Molecule: messenger RNA, 3592 nt
Organism: Micropterus salmoides (largemouth bass)
Lineage: Eukaryota; Metazoa; Chordata; Actinopteri; Centrarchiformes; Centrarchidae
Gene: tbk1
Product: TANK-binding kinase 1
Exons: 21
Coding region: 82-2256 (724 amino acids)
Biological process (GO): peptidyl-serine phosphorylation
Cellular component (GO): cytoplasm
Molecular function (GO): ATP binding; protein serine/threonine kinase activity; protein binding
Source: RefSeq, a predicted model, not a curated record